This is a messenger RNA of Chelmon rostratus (copperband butterflyfish), 1060 nucleotides long. It is a transcript of the gene polr3k, whose product is annotated as polymerase (RNA) III (DNA directed) polypeptide K. Gene Ontology annotation, cellular component: RNA polymerase III complex. Gene Ontology annotation, molecular function: DNA-directed RNA polymerase activity; nucleic acid binding; zinc ion binding. The coding region runs from base 120 to 446 and encodes 108 amino acids. Lineage: Eukaryota; Metazoa; Chordata; Actinopteri; Chaetodontiformes; Chaetodontidae. The transcript is spliced from 3 exons. Gene Ontology annotation, biological process: termination of RNA polymerase III transcription; DNA-templated transcription. The record is from RefSeq and is a predicted model, not a curated record.
GCGCAUGCGGCAAGCUGUUUACAGCAGGGAAACUUGUGUUAGCUGUGUAAAAUAGUCUACUUAUACUGACUCUGUUGUUUUAGUUUGUAGCUGUUAGCUACAUACAUCCCCCCGCUAACAUGCUUCUUUUUUGUCCAACCUGCGGGAAUGUUUUAAUUGUCGAGGAAGGACAGAAGUGCAUGAGAUUCGCCUGCAACACUUGUCCGUAUGUACACAACAUCACAAGAAAGGUAAAUAACAGGAAGUAUCCAAAACUGAAGGAGGUGGAUGAUGUGCUUGGUGGUGCUGCAGCUUGGGAAAACGUGGACUCAACUCCUGAAACUUGUCCCAAGUGUGAACACCCUCGGGCGUAUUUCAUGCAGAUUCAGACCAGAUCAGCUGAUGAACCAAUGACCACUUUCUACAAAUGCUGCAAUGCCCAGUGCGGUCACCGAUGGAGAGACUGAAACCUUUGAACUUUGAAAAUUUUCAUGUAUUUAAUGCUCAUGUGGCACGGAUAGCUUCCUUCAUGCCUUGCCUCUCAUUUGAGCCUAUAUUUAUUGCCACCGGGCUCUGGUAGGUAUGGAAAUUCUACUGAUGGAUUUACAGUUGUUCAUUUUCUGUCCUGUGUGUAGGACCUGAAGAAACUUCCUUUUUGUUUUUGCAGAUGAUAUUUACAUACAGGAACUCACUUUGCAGACAUAGUUCAUUUCCAAAACAACAUUAAAAUGAUGAAAAAAAUCAUGUUCUGAUUUUUAUUGAUAAAAUAGUACCUGUAUACAACAGUCAAACAAAUUUUGACUUACAUAGUUAUACAUUUCACAGACAUUUAGAGCAAUGCGGACCAGCAUCAUUCACAACAAUGGCAUACAGUACUUUGUAUUAAAAGUUUAAUGCAAACCUUCAACUCAGAAUUGACUUUCUUGCACAGCUUAGCUAGCCUCAGGGAAAAAAAAUUAAAUGCACAGAGUCAAUAAACUAGCCAGUGAGAAUUAUUCAUUUUGAUGUGUGGCUCAUGCAGAACAACUCUGCACUUGGUGAGUGAAUGGCAGUUUGGGCAUGCUGUGGUGGGACAAUGGUU